This is a messenger RNA of Aspergillus affinis, 1872 nucleotides long. RefSeq lists its product as uncharacterized. The record is from RefSeq and is a predicted model, not a curated record. Lineage: Eukaryota; Fungi; Ascomycota; Eurotiomycetes; Eurotiales; Aspergillaceae. The coding region runs from base 1 to 1872 and encodes 623 amino acids. The transcript has 3 exons.
AUGAUCAAACAUGACUCCCUGAGCGAGGACAUCGAGUUAUUGCCUGUUCCUAAGCACUAUCUAAGCUCCGACCGUUUGAUUCACGCCGGAUCCGAAGAAAAUUCCGAGGCAGGAACCCCAAAUCAUGACCUAGAACAGAAGAGUCAACAGAAUCAGAAUCCAGGCAAUAACAAAGGCCGCUACCAAGGAUGGAAGUUCUCUAUAUUUUUGGAUUUUACAUCGAGUAUUGUUGUGUUGCUGUUUAAUGUCGGGUUCCUCUUGUUCACAAUCACCCGUACCCAGAUGGGCCAAGACGCCGCGCUGGCAAGAGGAAACUGCGAUAGAGUACACCGGCUCAGUACUGGAUUCCACUGGAUCAUUAACGCAUUGAGUACAAUUCUCCUCGCAGCUAGUAAUUUUGGAAUGACCUACCAGACGUCAUACGGCCGACUUCUCUUAGUAGCAGAAACCAAUUCAAAUGCCGAAUCUUCUCUCCUUUACACGAACCCAGUAUAUCAACCAGACUCCUCGAGUGCCUUUAGCGGGGCGAUUUCUGCCUACCCAUGGAUAUGUCCCACCGACAUUGACUGUGAGGCGAAGGGAAUUUCCCCGGUUCAUCAACUGGCGGAAAAUAACGAUUGGAACGUGAGUCCUCAGUCAGGAUUUGAGACCUCUUACGAUAACUUGACCUUUGAAGCCAGGGAAUACCAGGUUGAAUACUGUCUCGCGGAGCCCAUUCCGGAGAAUUGCAACCUGCAGUAUUCCGUGCCUCUGAUAGCCAUCACAGUUGGGUGCAACCUUGCGAAAGCAUGUAUUCUUCUCUACAUCUGGAUUGGAAUGAAGGAAGCUCCUAUCCUAACUGUUGGCGAUGCGAUCGCGUCUUUUCUCCGUCACCAGGAUCCCUAUUCGAAGGGCAUGUGUCUGGCUUCUGACGACACCGGGGUAUACAUACCUCCGAUUCGAGCGACACCUCAUUCGCUCCAAUACAGCAAAUUCCGCCGCCCUGUGUCCUAUUCUGGAAAGCUAAAUCGUUGGGGCUCUUCCAUCUCUAGUCGCUGGGGUUUCUUUAUCUUCUUUUGGCUGGUUUCUUUCAUUAUCUGUUUUAUCCUUCUUCUUCUAUCUAUUCUCGGGCUGAGAAGCAGCGCCGGGGAUAUUUUGAAAGGGAAACUCGGGGCUAUUUCUUCAGAAACGAUUCUCAGUAUCGAAAGCUCCGGCAACAGCCUCGUGGCCAGUUCUUUCAUCGCCAAUUUACCGCAGCUCAUAUUAUCAUUCCUCUAUGUUGCCUAUAAUAGUCUUCUGACCUCAAUGUGUCUCGCGGCUGAAUGGAGUGCCUACGGAAUCACUCGCAAAGGACUGCGGGUUUCUCAUAGCCCCAAGGUAGCUCAGCGGAGUAACUACUUUCUUUCAAUCCCCUAUCGAUAUGCGGUACCUCUGAUCAGUACCUCUGCGAUCUUGCAUUGGCUUGCAUCAGAAAGCCUUUUCGUGAUCGCCGUUGAGGCCUACGAUACAAAGAUGCGAAAGGACCCUUCGCGGGAUGUAUUUACGUGUGGUUAUUCGCCGAUGGCAAUCAUUAGUGGAGUGUCAAUGUCAGUUGUCAUAUUUACUUACUUUAUUGUGCUCAGUCUUCGAAAGUUUGAGUCUGCGAUGCCCGUAGCCGCGAGUUGCAGUUUAGCCAUUGUGGCAGCAUGCCAUCCACAAUAUAAUCCUAACGAGGAGUCAGUGGAGGCGAAUGCUGCUGAUGCUGUAGCAGCGAUAGAUUCUGAACGCGAAGAAGAAGAGAUGGAAGUUUUGCUUGUGAAAUGGGGAGCUAUUUCUGUUUCUGGGCCUGUGGGGCAUUGCUCCUCUACCUCUGGUGAGGUUAAUCCACUUGAGGAAGGGGGGAAAUAUCAAUGA